Pantherophis guttatus is the source of this 1386-nucleotide messenger RNA. Its product is annotated as histone H1.01-like. NCBI's taxonomy places the organism in Eukaryota, Metazoa, Chordata, Lepidosauria, Squamata, Colubridae. The record is from RefSeq and is a predicted model, not a curated record. Gene Ontology annotation, cellular component: nucleosome. Gene Ontology annotation, biological process: nucleosome assembly. Gene Ontology annotation, molecular function: DNA binding; structural constituent of chromatin.
UUUUUAAAGAGCGUUGCGAAGGGCCGCUUCCAAAACCGACCAAUCAGAGCGCGACCUCUGCUAUAAAUACCAGGCUCCGUCACCGCCCGAAGCUUCAGUUGAAGUUCGACGGCGAAAGGGAAGGACGCGUUCUGGGAUGGCUGAGGUAGCCCCGGCUCCGGCGAAGAAAGCGGCGGGCGCUGCCAAGGCGCGGAAGCCGCCCGGCCUCAGCGUAACGGAGCUGCUGAUGCAGGCGGUGGCGGCUUCCAAGGAUCGCGGCGGCAUCUCCUUGGCCGCGCUGAAGAAAUCUCUGGCGGCGUCGGGCUACGACGUGGAGAAGAACAACAGCCGAGUGAAGCUGGGGCUGAAGAGUCUGGUGACCAAGGGGACGCUGCUGCAGACGAAGGGCACGGGCGCUUCGGGCUCCUUCAAGCUCAACAAGAAACAGGCCGACCCCAAAGACAAGGCGGCCCGCAAGAAGAAGCAGCAGCCGGCGGGGGCCAAGAAGCCCACCGGCGCCGCCAAGAAAGUGAAAAAGGCUCCGGUUGCCGCCGGGGCGAAGAAACCCGUCAAAAAGGCGGUUAAAAAGCCCGCCUCACUGGUUGCCAAAAAGCCCAAAACAACACAGGCCAACAAGAAGCCGAAAAGCCCCGCCAAACCCCUGAAGGCGAAGGCAAAAGCUAAGCCUAAGGCCGCCACGAAGGCCAAAGCCGCCCCUAAAAAGAAGUGAAGCUUUUCGCUUCAACCCAACGGCUCUUUUAAGAGCCACCCCAAACAAGUCUCGGGAAAAAGUUGAGCCACUGCGGACCGGUGUGAAGACUUUGACUCGCUUCGGUUUGGUUUUGGAGGGAAAUACUGGCGAGCGGAAACAACGGGAAGGUAGCGUGGCCGAGCGGUCUAAGGCGCUGGAUUAAGGCUCCAGUCUCUUCGGAGGCGUGGGUUCGAAUCCCACCGCUGCCAGGAAUUUUUUUUUCCUUCACUUAACUUUUUUAAUUUGUACACCUAAUAGGAUUUUUCAACCUUUCGGAGAAUAAAACAAGUGCAUUGCUUUACGUCUUCCAUUUGAAAGGAACCCCAUUUUUUUUCAGCAGAGUUGAGUAUAGGGACUAGAUGACCUUAAGAUCCCUUUUCCAACUACUGUUUAUACAGUGUAUGAAGCCUCGACUUUGCACCCAAAGCAAAAUGUUAACAGUCGCCCUUCGCGUACCCCCAACGCCGACGAGGAUGGGAUUCGAACCCAUGCGUGCAGAGCACAAUGGAUUAGCAGUCCAUCGCCUUAACCACUCGGCCACCUCGCCCGUUUUGCGUGUUUAAUUUUGCGCUUUUCUCUUGCCCAAGUAUAGACUAAAAAAUAAAUACAAUCCCAUUUUAUGUGUAUUAAAUGUGUAUUAAAAUGGAACUGUUGCA